UGAUUGUGCCACCCAAGCAUAUGAUUGUUGAGUUAUCAUUGAGACGCACUACAAAAGAGCAUAUUAUAUUGAAAUAAUAAAGCGUGAUGCCAGGCAUCGAUUGGAUACCGGUUGUGUCACAGGUUAAAUCUUUGGUUCAGAUAGUCACCGGUGAUGUGAAAGGCGCCCGUGAAACUCAAGAAAAUUUCUCUCGUGAAUGUCCUAUUGUAUCGCAAUUUAGAUCGGCUGUCGAAUUGGCGGCAGGCGAUGAAGAAGCCGCAUUGGACACUCAACUUCGAUGUCUUGGUACCGUAAACAAUGUGCUCGAUGGCCUACCAGUGGUUGGCCAUGUCAAAGGUGUCAUACAUCAUAUUGCAGGAGAUCAUAAAGGUGGAAAUCGAGCACUCAAAUCGGCAACAAGAACAACGGUAGUAAUGGGAACAGGAGCGGUAGCUGCCGUAACCAGUGGAGGUAUUGCAGCCAUUCCUGCCGGUAUUGCUGCAGGUGCAGCGUUCGAUUCGACCGAUUCUAUCAUCCAUGAAAAACCAAAAGGAAUCAUCGCUGCAAUGGACAAAAUGGCUACUGAACCGAAUGGGGGAAAUGUUUUCGAUGCAGCAAUGAGCAUUGUGGGGGAUGGCUUAACAGGAUACAGUGGAGGAAGAAUAGGGACCAAGAUCAGUAACAAUUUGAAAUCGAACAAUUUCAAGGCUAGCGUUGGCGAUAAUUUGAAACUAAAACAAAUGGAAGCUGAACUGGCAACCAAAUAUGAACUAUUCGAAAGUAACUAUCAUCCUGGUGGUACCAUGAAAACUGGCCAACUUCUUGAAUUGGGUGAGGAGUGCAAGACUUUGUAUGCAGAGAUUGACAAAAUGAAACAUGGCACACCUGCACCUGCAUUUGAUCCAAAACAAGCACCAAGCACCGAGCCUUUCAUAGUAGGGCAGGUACGGAGCACAUCAUAUGGAUGCAUUACUGACAACGAAGCUUAUUUGGCCGAUCAAUACCAAGGAGAACAAUGUAAAGGUGAUACGGAUGAAAAAUAUGCUAAAGCCAAAAAUUACGCCAACCAACAAUCAUCGAAUAAAACAUUCGAUAAGAAUUAUUCCACCUAUCAGUACAUUACACAAGAGCAACUGCAGAGAAAUAUCCGAGAUCAUAAUGGUGAUCACAAUCGAGCUCCACAACGUAAUCUGAAGAGAACAUGUCAACUUAUCGUUGGUCUUCGUUAUCUAUAUCUAGCCAUGCCAAGUCAAUUCAAUUACACAGUGAGUGUCUCACCCAUUUGA
Dermatophagoides pteronyssinus (European house dust mite) is the source of this 1265-nucleotide messenger RNA. RefSeq lists its product as uncharacterized. Lineage: Eukaryota; Metazoa; Arthropoda; Arachnida; Sarcoptiformes; Pyroglyphidae. The record is from RefSeq and is a predicted model, not a curated record.